AUUUUUAGUGAAUAGCUAAAAAUGGUUCGGCUUAGAAAACCACUAGUGCUAGGGACUUGGUUUUUAUAUCAUUUUAUGCUGUUUGAAAUGCUUUUCAAUAUUACAGAAGGUUUUUUUAGAAACAUCCUGUGUUGUUCAAUUUAUACACUUUUUGCUGUGACACACCCAGUUUAGAAAAAUCUAGACCAUAUAUAUUAUAUAUAUGGAUCAAAACUCUCUGUAAUGUUGUUAACAUGACAUCAUGGGUUAACUAUGCUAAAUAUAGGCCCUAUCCUGCACGUGGAACUCCAGAUUGAACGUUUUAACACUUACUCUACGGUAAUGGCUAAAUAGCUCGCAAAUGAAAGCCACGCCCCCAAAUGAUAUUGCGGUAGUACGGUAGUAUAUACAAUGUACAUGCGAGCGCAGCCACAACUAAUGAGAUAUAAUGCGCACGCAGUGAUUGUAAACAUUGCGUGUGCAAUUAUUGCAGCCAUACUAUCUGCAUUCUUGUGGUUAAAUGUUAUCAAUUUGUUACUAUGGGCCAGCACCCAUAAGUAUUGUAAUUCCAGCCACCAAAAACAGAACAAAAACUACGGUAACCUCACAUCUAUGCAGCAAGUGGUGUCUAUGCUGGUUUCUAUAUGCAGAAAAUGGUUAUUACAUGGCAAUUCGUGCCACAAGCAGCAGUUUAUUGGCCCUUGUAGUAGAUAAUGAUCUCGGGCCUUUAGGCCCCUUGACCACAAUCUACUACCGGGCCAAUAAACAGCUUGUGGCACUCAUAACCAUGUAAUAACUAUUACGUAAAUAUGUCAGACUACUGCGACGAUGUUGUUGUUGAGUAAAAGAUUCUAGCAUAUUGAAAGUGAUUACAGUUAAUUAUAGAGAUAUAGAAAGUGAUUACAGUUAUUAUAGAGAUAUUACGUCAACAGUGCAGAUUGAGUAGUGCAUGUAUAUGUAUGUGAGUGACUCCUAAUGGUAUAGCUAGCUGUACACGUAUAGCAUCAAGUAUACCCACUUUAAAAACAUGAGAGCAAAAUAAAUGUAUACCCAUGACAUAAUUAUAGUCUUAAUUAAUUUAGAUCGACUUGUGUCUAUAUAAUAUUUCUGCUGAUUAGACUAGAAUGCAAACUACAUGAUUGUACUCACUGACAUGCAUGCACGAAUCACUACAAGUUCAGUUCAGUGCAUUGAUGUCAUUGCGGUCAUGUGAUAUGUCCAGGCCAAUGCACUAGCACUUGUAUACUGAUUCGUGCACGCAUGUCGGACCUCCUCUGACAUGUACCAUACCCCGGCCCCCACUGCAUGAACGUGUUUGGCCUAGAAAGCUAAGUCCACACAAACUCUCAGAAUUAUUGAGUAAUUGUAGCAGUUUGAGAUGUAUGUAUGCAUGCAGAUUAGAAUCUUACUACAGUGCUAAUAAGUAUACUUGCUCAGAAAAAUAAUAGUUAUAAAUGUUACCAUAACAUACCAGUUCUGACAUAAUUAUGGCCCAACUGAAACACAAACUACCAUAUACCGUAUAGCGCGAAAUUUUCGAGGCACUUAUAUUUCGUGGAUUGGCCUCUAAAAGCCAUUUCGUUGCACAAUGUUCGCGGAAUGACUGCUAACCGGAAGCCACGCCUUAAAUCUUUGCACGUUAUAGCAGGUAAUUUAACAAUUUUCGUGGACUUAUUUUUGUGCAGAAUUCUAACCCACGAAAUCCGCGAAAAUUAAGCCCCUCGAAAAUUUCGCGCUAUACGGUAGUGGGAAAUUUUCGUGAGGUGCAAAAGUUUUUCGAGGGCAGAGAGCAGUAACGCGAAAAUUAAAACUGGGAUAAACUCCCACGCACCGGUAUUUCACAUGCAAAGAUAUUGGUCAGGUGGGUGUGGUUUCCUGGCAUUGAAACGCAAAUAUUAGAAGCCACGAACAUUUCUGCUGAGGGCUCUGGAGCCAUAGCGAAGCAUGUGAACUGCAGAUCGUGGUACUUGAAAAUAUUGGCUGUUUGUGCUAAGUAAUGCACUAAAAGCGGGGAAACAACCAGGUAACAUGCGUUGAGAAUGCACUGUUAUUGGUAUAGAGCUAAUCUUGUUAGACUGAUAUGGGUAUAGGUGGUGAAGAAAAUCAUCAAAGCAUAUCAAGUAUGCACAAAGAAGGUAAACAACUGUCAGCAGCAGCUGGCAAGAAUGCUUAUACCAUACUCCUCCAUAAAAAAAGAGCAUUGUAGUUAUACUUUGUCCAAGGAGAAUAAACACAAGUCUAGCAAGCUAUUUUGUAUAGCUGCAUGCAAGUAUAUAAUAAUUAUGGCUCAUUUUCCACCAAAGAACAUGGAAGACAUAUUGAAAAGCUAUGAUGUCAUCGAAGUGGGAGAGUUUCUAAUGAAUGAGAAUAUUCUGUCGGAAAGAGAGUUCAGAACCAUUAAAACUCUCCGACACAAGCAAGAUAUUACCAGUUUCUUAACUCAAAUGCUCAAAGGAGAUUUAUGUCGGCUUGAAAUGUUUCGCAAGGCAAUGAUAAAAUUUUCUAUGGAUGCCAUGUAUAGAACCAUUAGCCAGCUUUCAGAAUGGAGUUCUAGUUUACCAACUACAGUGGAGUCAGAGUGUUAUCAUGACACGUCCAAAGAGAAAGAUGUAAACAUGCUAUUUUAUGCUCAUAAUGUAUAUGGUCAACCGUCAGUUGAUAGGCUUGCUCGAUCAAUCAGUCAAGAAACUGGAUAUGAUACUGAGUACCCUACGUAUACAAUGUCCCAACAACUGAGAAAUAUUCCAAAGUUAAAACACGCCACUGCCCAACCUAAGCCAAAGAGAAGUGAAGCAGUGCUGCAAGCACAUACGAGCAGAAAAGAACGUUCAAAAUCUAAUAGUGUAGUGAAAAUUACAAAUAACUAUAUACAUGUGGUUCCACAAGAUGUUUCAACAACUACUUCAUCUAGAGUCAGACCAGUGUUAUUGUCAUUUCGCCACCGCCACCAAGCUGGAGCCUACUGUGAUCAAUUGUUACCACGAUCAAGUGGCCAGUUGAAAGAUGUGAUGCUCAAAUGUUUUAGAGACCUACUAAAGGAAUGCAGUCAUGAGCUAUUUAGCAGCUUGAAUGUGGAUUCCUUACUGCCACACCUACAAAAGGAGCGGCUGGUGACACACGAAGAGUUUCAGACUCUCAUUCACCCAUCGAAAACGAGCCAAGAGAAGAAGAACUUUUUAUUGUCAAUUCUACCUUCUAAAGGGGAAAAUGCAUAUGAAGGAUUUCUCACUUGUCUGACCAAUGCAGAUGACCAUUCAGGACAUUCGUAUUUGGUCAAACUAUUGACUAGGUUGCUUCCGUCAAAAUCUGUAACAUUUGUUUAGGCUGAGCAUAUUAAUUUUGUGUGAGUCUAUCCAGGCAGAGGCCCACACUAUACCAUACAUUAUUAUGACACUACAAACAUUAUCGGACUAUACUUAUUAUUAUUGAAAUCUGUAAUUUUCGUAAAGGUAUACAUUGUCAGAUGACUAUAAUUAUUUCGGAGAAUGAAUAAAAUUUUCGCUGAGUGUUUAUACG
Messenger RNA from Halichondria panicea, 3495 nucleotides. RefSeq lists its product as uncharacterized. Bases 2145 to 3302 code for a protein of 385 amino acids. Gene Ontology annotation, biological process: regulation of apoptotic process. Lineage: Eukaryota; Metazoa; Porifera; Demospongiae; Suberitida; Halichondriidae. The transcript has 4 exons. The record is from RefSeq and is a predicted model, not a curated record.